Molecule: messenger RNA, 541 nt
Organism: Alternaria postmessia
Lineage: Eukaryota; Fungi; Ascomycota; Dothideomycetes; Pleosporales; Pleosporaceae
Exons: 1
Molecular function (GO): DNA binding
Source: RefSeq, a predicted model, not a curated record
AUGUCGGCCCCGAACCCAUCGUGCGGAACCAAGAGGAAGCGGAAGGAGGAAAAUGGCCCCGUUAGGUCCAAGACUGGCGAAGUGCUAGAAAACUCCGAGGACGAGUGUGAGAAUCCCUCGUUUGACACUUCGCUAUCAGGCAAUGUCGGCUUCAUGAACAAGUUGUACACAAACUUCGCCCAAAGCUUGACGCCGGAUCAACAGCGACGUUUCUGCGGCUCCCUCAUCGAUAGCUACGAGUUCAAAGAGGGUGGUUUGAUGAAGAAGACCAUCUCAGUCAAGUACCAGGGCACUCAUCACCAUGUUAUCUCUUAUUACAGUCUCGAAGACGUUGUGAGCGGAAAACUGAAGCGACCAUUCGAAGACUCAAAGCUCGCCGACAUUCAGCCAAGACCCGAGCUUCUGAACGGUUGGAAGGUCAGCCUCGAAGAUGAGGAGAGCAGAGACAUGCCCCUUGUAGCAGGAAACCUGCACCACAUCCAACCAAGCCAUGUGCAACAUCAUAUCGUCGGAGCUGUAACUCUAUCAAUCGAUACACAAG